This is a messenger RNA of Colletotrichum godetiae, 978 nucleotides long. RefSeq lists its product as uncharacterized. NCBI's taxonomy places the organism in Eukaryota, Fungi, Ascomycota, Sordariomycetes, Glomerellales, Glomerellaceae. The transcript is spliced from 5 exons. The record is from RefSeq and is a predicted model, not a curated record. The coding region runs from base 1 to 978 and encodes 325 amino acids.
AUGGCUGCAUUUGACGAUUGGUCCGUCAUGUAUGCGACAAAUGACGGGCAAGAUGAUGGGCUGCCUGCUUUACCGAAUCGGUGGCUGGAUGUUUGCGGUAUUGAUAGGGAUGGAAGUGAUGGGCGGCCAAGAUGGCGGGGACUGAUGGUUCGUAUCAAGCAAGAUUCCUGGUUUGUUGCCCACGUGUUAGGUUUUGUGGCCGAGGCGAGCAACAGCGUUUUGCACGAGAUAUGGCUUGAUGGUUGGAUGGGCGAGCUCACAAUCAUCGGAGAUGCGGGCAUCUCGUCCGUCGUUCCUUUGACCAAGCCUCCAGUUUACUCUCGUUGUCUAGGUGAAGAUGGCGAUGACACGUCCGACGGUGCUGAAAGCGGGAGAGGCGCCCAGAGGAUCGACGUAGGCCGUCGCACGGGUGGGAUCCCGUAUCGGUUCCCGAGGACUAUCGACAAGCUCCGGCCAGGUGCUAUUGGAUCAAGCAGACGAAUGAGCGACAUGGGGCCUGGGCAAUUGGGCGACCAUCAGAGCGGAUGGGACGGAAAGCGAGUUGGAUGGUCGAAGUUGCUCUCCGUUCGCCUGCCUGUCUUGUCGAUGAGAGCGAAUGGCAUAGGUCGACAGGGAUUGGAGAAAUGGAGAGGAGCAAAAGGCAAUGGUCGGGGAUGUCUGCAAGCUGGUGGAGGAGCGAGAAAGCAACGCGCCGUCGCACGGCUCAGCAGUAACCUGGGGUCGGAGAAGGCCGAUAAGAAAGCCAAGGAGGUUGCUGAGACUGGGGAGAUGCAAACUCCGACAACGGGGCCGGUGAUAUGGGCAUUGGCUCUCGGGCUGAGCUCCGUCCGAAUUUCCAGGCACGAUAUUAGUGUUCACGAUAGAACGGAAGUUCCGAUGCGUCUUGCUUCCCCAGCGUUCUUCGGAGGCAAGGGCCGAAGUCUGAAAAUGGUCACAAGAAUUAGCAACCUCUACACACGAUCGGUGCUUGAUAUCUAG